AUGGCUGAUCUCAUUGGAUUUUUGUUUCAAAUCAUCAAUUCAUCUACACAAGGCCAGUCGUCCAAAUCUUUAUCUAAAUCUCAACUUUGUCGGAUCGGUGCUGAUCUUUAUCUCUCCACAAAGAACAAAAUAUUAUUGCAUCAUAUCCUCUCACCAAUAAUUCAUCCAGGAAUUGAGAAUACAAAGACAUCAAAAUCUCUCAGAGCACUUACCAACAAGAACUUCUACUCUUCAUCACUUGCAUUUAUACAACAAAAUUUGACGAAUGGAGUGACUUCUCUUCCGCAAGUAUCUGAGUUUUUGGCAGCUUCAACUCCGAAAAGAACAUCGGCUAAAAAGCUUUCAUCCAAAUGGAUUCUUCUGUUAAAAAUUGUUUCUGGACUGAUGAUGGCAGGACUCUCAACCACAAUCAUGUACAAAAUCUACCAACAAGUCAAGCUUACCAGAGAAUUUAUUGAGAGUGCCGAAGAUCAAUAUCACGAAAUUUCUAAAAACUCAAAAUCAGAUAUUUCAAAAAUGAAGAGUAAUAUUGUCUGGACUCCGAAAAGCGUCAACAUUGAAUCCUUGUCAAUGAUGAAACAGUUUCAAAAAAUAAUCAACAUUCUUGUCCUUUUUGGUUCCGAGUUUGGAUUUAGUAAGCAAGUGGCCACAAAACUUUGCGAACAGGUGGUGGAAAAGCUCAACCAGUUACAGAGCUCGAGUAUACUUUAUGUACCUCGAUUAUUAGACAUGAAAUAUUUUAAGACUAUUGAUUGGAAUAAUGAAACUUGUGUAAUUUCUGUUUGUUCAACUUAUGGAGAAGGAGUUCCCCCAAAUAGCGCUGUCUCUUUUUUUGAACAUUUACAAACAAUGAAUCAGCAUGAAAUUGCCACAGACAACAAAUUAUUCUACUCAGUUUUGGCUUUGGGGGACAAAAGCUACACUCAUUUUUGUAGAGCAGGAAAAAAUUUAGAUUAUUUGUUCGAAAACAAAUUCUUAAAUGGUACUCGAUUGUUGGAACGAGUUGAUGUAGACAGAGAUGACUGGAGAGUAAUUAACAAAUGGAUAUCAAAUUUAUUGACACGACUACAGGAGGAAAGCCUCAAUUUUCACAGUAUGGACAGUGAUAAUUUUGUGGAUUACUUGCAACAAGAUUCUGCACAAUUAACGAUGGAAGCUGCAAAAUCAAAUACAAGCUUCGAUCGAACUAAUCCAUUCUAUGCCUCAAUAAUUGAAAAACGACCUCUUUGUUAUGACAUAUCCGAUGAAAAUGACAUUCGAGAAUGCAUUCAUUUCUGCUUGGAUCUUUCCUCUUCAAUAAUUCCCGCGCCAACCACAAGUGAAAAGUCACAAAGCGCUCAGCAAUUAUUGCAAUAUUCGCCUGGAGAUUCGUUAGGUGUGCUCCCAGAAAAUGACCAUUACCUUGUUGACAUUCUCACUAAGUAUCUAGGAUUAUUUUUCAUGAGUGAACAUUCCGUUUCCAACAUUCCUCUUGUAAAAACUCCAAGUAAUUACUAUCCACCAAAUGAAAAAUCGAGUAAUGUUGAGCAUGACUUAUCAGGCAUGCCUGAAUAUAUUACUCUCAAAGACGCUUUAACCCGAUUCUACGAUUUGAAAACUGUUGAUGUUGCAUUUAUCAAGCUUCUUUUGGAAAAACAAAAUUUUCAACCUGACUUUCAAUAUGUUAAGACAAAGUUAGAAAGGAUAUUACAAGAUGAGACUACAUGUGCCACAUAUUUACAAGAUAGAUGGCUGCAAGACGUGUUGGAAGAAUGUCUUGUGCCUCUACUUUUAGAACGAGAGAAAAAACAAUGGACAAAAUUGAACGACAUUUCCAUUCAAGAUGUUUUGGAUCAUUUGAAAUUAUUACUUCCAAGAUAUUAUUCUAUUAGCUCAUCUUCGAGACUUACUAAGAAUGAAAACGCAUCAAUCACUGUUUCAAUUGUAACGUAUAAGACUACAAACAAUAAGACACGACAUGGUGUUGCCACUCAUUUCCUCAAACGAGCAAUUCAGAUACCAAUAUUUAUUUCAGCAAACAGGGGUUUCAAGCUGCCGCAAGAUUCCACUGUACCCAUCAUCAUGGUUGGACCUGGUACUGGUAUUGCACCAUUCAAGGGGUUCAUUGAGGAGAGACUCUUCACAAAAGCCACAGGAAGAAAUUUACUCUUCUUUGGAUGCAGAGAUAGAAAUAAGGAUUUCUUAUAUCGUACAGAAUUAGAGACGUGGAGUAAACAAGGCGAUAUAGAGCUAUAUACUGCCUUUUCACGGGAAAAUCCCUCUAAAAAGGUUUAUGUUCAAGAUUUGUUAAUGGAACAUUCAUUGACAAUUUAUGAAUUGAUUACAAGAGAUAAUGCAUAUUUUUAUAUUUGUGGAGACGGAUCUUCCAUGUGCCCUUCGGUUGUGGCCACCUUGAGGAAUAUAUUCUUGAAGCACGAUCCUCAAUGCAAGUCCAUAGAAGAUGCUUUCCAUCAAGUAGAGAAAUUGGAAUCUGAGCGACGAUUGUGCAAAGAUGUUUGGUAA
Molecule: messenger RNA, 2502 nt
Organism: Naegleria fowleri
Lineage: Eukaryota; Heterolobosea; Eutetramitea; Acrasida; Naegleriidae
Exons: 1
Coding region: 1-2502 (833 amino acids)
Cellular component (GO): cytosol
Molecular function (GO): FMN binding; flavin adenine dinucleotide binding; oxidoreductase activity
Source: RefSeq, a predicted model, not a curated record